Colletotrichum orchidophilum is the source of this 1593-nucleotide messenger RNA. Its product is annotated as fungal specific transcription factor domain-containing protein. The record is from RefSeq and is a predicted model, not a curated record. Lineage: Eukaryota; Fungi; Ascomycota; Sordariomycetes; Glomerellales; Glomerellaceae. Gene Ontology annotation, molecular function: zinc ion binding; DNA binding. Bases 1 to 1593 code for a protein of 530 amino acids. The transcript is spliced from 2 exons. Gene Ontology annotation, biological process: DNA-templated transcription.
AUGAACUCUCAAGGAGAAAAGUCUACUGUGCCAGGCAACAAUUUGCGUGAAGAGCAAACCAAUCCCGCAGUAUCACCCAACACAGCGGCACUGAUCAAAUUCACGAGGGAAAGUAAUUCAUGGAUUCCAAUGAGCGAGUCACAUAUUCCGUCACCAAAACACACCGGUAGUCCAGGAGUUGAUCUUGACGUUGCAUUGCGCGCACACAACUACGGCCAACCCGAUUUUUCCGCGAUCCGUGGUUUUGUAAUUGACCCCAUAGCUGGCAGCCCGUGGCCUCAUCUUUCCCCAGAGUCACGACCAGUUUCUCUACCAGGGCGCGGGCAGCUUCCCUUAAAGGCAGUCGCUCUGGAGCUGGUCAAGGAGACUUUCAACAACUAUAACAGGUUCCUUCCGCUUUUUAACGAAGAGGACUUCUUGAGAGAGUUCCACCUCAAGUACUCGACCUCUAACCCCGAAGAUGCCAGUUGGUGGGCGUGUCUCAAUGUAGUGUUGUCGAUAGCUCAUCGCCUCCGUGGCCUGCGCACAUUAGACCCCACGCAUGAGAACAAUCUAGCUGAUGUUUACACAAAAAACGCCCUAGGCGUCGUCUCCGAAUUGAACGUCGCUAGCAUCUCUGCCGUCCAAGCUCUAGUGGGUAUGGCUUGUAUUCUCCAGGGGACCCCGAAUCCGGAGCUGGCGUCGAUGCUCGUCGCCGCCGCCCUGCGACUGGCACAGGCUAUGAAUCUGCACAGAGAGGCUUCCGACCCAACCCUCACGGAAAAACAAGCCGAAAUACGGAGACGAGUGUUUUGGAAGGUAUAUGUUCUUGACAAGGAUAUCAGUCUACGGACCUGUCGACCCUUCAGCCAAGAUGAUGAUGACAUGGAUGUCCGACUGCCAUCAAAUACAAACCUUGAGACAUGUAACGUGGAGCUCUUCAACCAUCGCGUAGGACUUGCGAUUAUUCAGGGUCAGGUGUAUAAACAACUGUACUCGAUCCGGGCCGGACGACAAUCGGAGGCACAAAGGGCAAUUGCGGCACAAGAUUUAAGUUCUGUGUUGUCCUAUUGGAAGUCCAGUGCGCUGCUGGAACCCCUCGAAGACUCCCUGAUCUUGUCAGGAUCCCAAGUCGCAGGCGAGAUGAUCCAUAAGAUGGUUUUACGACUCACAUAUAUCCAUUGUCUGACAAUGAUUGAUCGCCACUUAUCCCCGACGGCGCGAUCUCCCUUCGACCAAGAAAUCAGCCGGUCUGGAAUAUUAUUACACCCGGGCAGUCUGUGCCUCGCUGAGUCACGCCAAGCGAUCCGUCUCAUUGAAGCCAUCCCUCACGGAGACUGCUCCUGCAUCUGGAUGCUUCUUCACUCUUUCUUCGCUGCAGCCAGCAGUAUGCUCUACAAUCUAACACAAAACCCGACAUCGCCGAGCGCACUCUCAGACCUCCAUCUCCUGAAGCCAUUUCUACGUCUGCUAGAUACACUUGCCAAGAAUCCAAGAGCAUACGCACAAUCCGAGGAACUCAGACAAAUGCAUAAUACUUGCACCAACUUGCACAACGAGGCAAACAAGGCUGUUCAUCUUUUCCGUCUAGAGUACACAGCGUCCUUUGCAUGA